AUGCCCACAGAGACAAAAUCCGUUCGCGUUGGCGUCGCUGUUUUCGCCCUCAGCCCCGAAAACAAGUUCAUCCUGGGCAAGAGGAUCGGCUCUCAUGGCGCAGACACAUGGGGUCUCCCCGGCGGACACCUCGAAUUCGGCGAGUCCUGGGAAGAGUGCGCGGCUCGCGAAUUAAUAGAAGAAACGGGGGUACAUGUCGAUAAGAACUCAGUUCAGUACCUUACCGCGACAAACGAUGUCUUUGAGAAGGACGGGAAGCACUACGUUACUAUAUUUGUGGGGGUAAGAGUCGAUGGAGGCCAGGAGCCUGAAAUCAAGGAGCAACUCAAGUGUGCCGAGUGGAGGUGGGUGAGCUGGGAAGAGCUCGCCGAUGACCGGAAAAAGCAGGUCGAAGCUGAUCAGGCGAAAAGGGAAACAGAGGGGAAGAAGUUGUUCGUGCCGCUGUUGAGUCUGUUUGAGCAGAGAUGCGGUUUUCAGCCUGUUUUGAACUGA
Molecule: messenger RNA, 492 nt
Organism: Aspergillus nidulans FGSC A4
Lineage: Eukaryota; Fungi; Ascomycota; Eurotiomycetes; Eurotiales; Aspergillaceae
Product: protein ndxA
Exons: 2
Coding region: 1-492 (163 amino acids)
Molecular function (GO): metal ion binding; hydrolase activity
Source: RefSeq, a predicted model, not a curated record